AUGAGCAGUAGCGCUGCUGUCGCUGACCACUUGCCGCCGCCGAAUCCAUCUGGCAACGGAGAGCCGCAGUCGGUGCAGCCUUCCCUCGAUCGAGUCCGGUCCCCAGCGCCUCCGUCGUCCCCUCCACUUACCGAUAAGGACAGCAAGGCCACCGCCGUCCGCAAUGGGAACCAUGGACGUGAUGCUCAUGCCGAGCAGGAUGAAUCCGAGGCGGAGACGGUCGUGUUGUCUGGGCCCGAGCAUGACGAGACGAAGAGGCCGAAGAAGGUAAUCAAGCACGAACGCAACGACGACGACGACGAGAUAAGCGACAUUCCAUCCGCCAAGCUGUUGUCCGAUGCCGCCAAGGAUUCCAUUGCUCGUAAGAGCCCUCGCCCACUAGCCCCUCCCAAUGGCGUCCCAGAAAACAAGCGGAACGGUGCCAACGGCCGUGAACGCGCCCAAUCGCAUGACAACGGCCCAGCCAGUCGCAAGGCUUCGUCUGCUUUCUCCAGUGACCAUGACUAUCCACACAAAAACGCCUCAUCCGCUCGGAUCCUCUCUCACUCGCCCCCUCUCGGUCAUGACUCACGUGCAAGAAGCUCAUCGGUUGCCGAUACGCGGAAACGGAAAUUACGGGAAAACCAAGCCGAUUUGGAGCCGCCCCGGCAGCGGCACAAGACCGAGGCUCUCAGCAAAAACUCCAGGAAUCCAGCCUCACCCAUUGCAGCAGGCAUCAAAGUCCACAAGAGGUCGGCGUCCACCCAGUCUCUUGUGCAAAACGCCCAGAACCGCAGACGGCGUGAGAACAUUCGCCAGGACAAGGAUUGGGCCUCAGACGACAGCGAAGAAUCAAAUAACUCCUCACCCCAUCCCCAAUCCAAUGUGCCGCCUCUUUCACGGCCGAGGCGAGGCGGCACACGGUCUAUGACGUCUCCGGUUCGGACUCUGCCGCCAGCGAAGAAGAAGGAUGCGUUUGGCGCCACGCGGUUGUUACGCUGUUGCGAGAAGGGCGACUUUGCGGCGGUCCAAAAAGCCUACGAAGCGUCGCCAGACGAACUGGACUCACCUGAUUAUGCUGGCGUCACUCCGCUGCAAAAAGCUUCACUAAACGGGCACGAAGACAUUGUGGAGUUCCUCCUUGACAAAGGCUGUGCAACUGAUGGCCAUGACUGGUUGGAUCACGACACCCCUCUCAUCGACGCAACGCAGAAUGGCCAUGUUGAAGUUAUCAAACUGCUCCUCUGGAAAGCUCGUGUGGAUCCGACAUACGAGAACAAACACUUCAAAACGGCACUGGCACUUCUGGAUUCGACCAUCGAUGAGGCCGACGAGAUUAAAGCCGAAUUGGAGAAGGCAAUGAUGGAGUGGAAGAAGGAAAAGUCGGAAGAUGAGUCCGAGAGUCGAACACCUCGGAGCGUGGAGGAAUCAGUAGGACCCACGCUACUACCGAACGAGUACAACACCGAGGUUCUCCGCAUCAAGUCUGAGCAAGGAGACAAACGAGCCGUGGACGAAUUGCUUGCUUCUGGGAUCAUGCCAAAUGUUGCUUGCGGCGUUGCUGCUGCACGCGGUGGCCACGACGAGAUUUUGAGUUUUCUGCUUGCAACCGGACUUUCUGCCGACCAUCGCGAUCCUGCAAAGCACAACGAGACGCCCAUGUUGGUUGCAAUCAAGAAAGGCCAUCUCAACGUGAUUCGUCUCUUGUUGGCCCAAGAUGAUUUUGAUCCAACGAGGCGGAAUCGAGAUGGGCUGACCUACUGGGAGUUCGCUGAGGACUUUGACGGACCAAACGCAAAGGAUGUCCGCAAUUUACUAAAGGAGAAAUACGAUGAGCGAGCGAAAACCAAGUCAAGACGGUUACGAAGCCCGGAGAUGAGGCGAACGGAUCCCAGGAGCCCACGAAGGAAGGCUACCGACCACGAAAGCUCUAAACGAACACAUGACAGGGAGACUAGGGGGAGGCCGUCGGACAAGAGCUCAAAUAAGCACAUCACGCUGGACAACCACGCCAAACCCAAAAAGCGCUUGAUUUCACGCAGAGAACUCAACCGGCGAUCGCGAGACAGCACAUCGGAGGACUCGGACGAGGACGAAGAGGAAGUUCGCGGUCCAACCCGCAAUGUGCGCAGAAAGACGGGUCAUACUGCGAAGGUCAUCAGAAGCUCGCCGCAUCCAUCUUCACCGGAACAAGAGAGAUCGGAGGCACGCCCCGCACCAGCAAAAGCCGCGAAAGCCGAAGCCAGGCCUGAAGCCGAGCCCGAAGUGGAGCCAGAACCGGUCAAGGAAGACACGCCUGAAAGCGUGAAGCAGGAGCGCCGCGCUGAGGCUGAGCGGAAAGCAGCCGCGGAGAAGGCCCGAAAGGAGGAAGAGGAGAAGGAGGCAGAGAGGCGAGCGGAGGAGGAACGGGCUCGGCUAGAAGCGGAAAGGGCACGGUUAGCUGCCGAGGAAGCUGAGCGUGCGCGACUGCAAGCCGAGCGGGAACGGAUACAAGCCGAACGCGAACGACAAGAACGACUGGAGAAGCUUCCCCGGGCGUUGAGGCGGGCCUGUGAAAAAGGAGCAGAUCGGCCACUCCGCUUCAACUUCGCGACGAAGGAAGGCGGCAUCGAGUACAAUUUCCUGCCGGUUCACGUUGCCAAGAACUCGGACAUCGAUCCGGGUUGUCCAGAGUCUCGGCGAGACGAGCUCUGGAUGAUGAGUUUCCAAGUCGUGGGCAUUCUGGGGCUUCCAGAGCUUGACGUCAGAAAGGAGUUCGAGUCAUGGGAGUGCAAGCCCGUGUCGACCAAGCAGCUCCACGGAUUCCUCGAAACGUACGACAUUUCGCAGCUUGCGGAGGAUUUCCUGUUCGAGCGGCAGAACUGGCCGGGGUACAAUCCGGAGCAACAAAGCACGACGAUCCAGGCGGAGAAGGCCAAGUUCCUGCAGCUGGAGCCGCUUUUCUGGGUGCGGUACGACGACUUCGUGUCGGCGACCAAACUAACAAAAUUCCAACAUCUCUCCCAGCUGGAAAUGCGAACGGCAAGGGCAAAGGUCACGUCGACGAGCACGCCACCACCAACGCCGCGGAGCUGGACGGAGGCGUUAUUCGGCAUCAAGCCAGGGCCGGACUUUGAGCGCAGGAGCAAGAGCCGGUCGGUGUCAGUGUCAUUGAGUUAA
Messenger RNA from Diplodia corticola, 3138 nucleotides. RefSeq names its product ankyrin repeat protein. The record is from RefSeq and is a predicted model, not a curated record. Gene Ontology annotation, cellular component: nucleoplasm. Bases 1 to 3138 code for a protein of 1045 amino acids. Lineage: Eukaryota; Fungi; Ascomycota; Dothideomycetes; Botryosphaeriales; Botryosphaeriaceae. The transcript has a single exon. Gene Ontology annotation, molecular function: protein binding.